AUGGCAGCGGCUAUCACCUGCCCGAACGGAAUUCAGCACAAGCGCGGAGGCACGCGUUUCUCCCAUUGCGAAAGCUGGGCGCAAUCUCCCUACACGAUCCUCUUGCCAACGGAUCCCCUGGGUCCUGGAUACGACGUGUGCUGGGUCGACCUCCCUGAACGCGCUCUUGGAGACGUACAAACGACUGCUGAGUAUGUGGCAUACAGCAUCAAGACGCUCGCACCCCAAUCUACCACCGGCAAGGUCGCCAUCCUCGCACACUCCCAGGGUGCCGGCUUGAACGUCCAGUGGGCGCUCAACUUCUGGCCCAGUGCUCGUGGGGUCACCAGUCUCUAUAUUGCUCUUGCUGGCGAUUUCCACGGUACCGAGCUUGGAAACAAUGAUUGCACACCGACCAUUCUUCAGGGCGAUGGCUGCGUUAUCUCCGUCAUUCAGCAAUCCGUCGGCAGCCAUUACAUCAAUGCGCAGAAUUUCCGUGGCGGCAGCGCCCUGGUACCUACGUCUAGCAUCUACACUCUCUACGAUGACUUCGUUUUCCCCGAGACUCCCGGUUCCGCGGUUUCUGUGCUGGCUGGCGCUAGCAACAUCAUGCUCCAAAGCAACAACAUUUGUGGUUCCGGACACCAGGCCAAUCAUUGGGACAUGGUUGUCGAUACCGCAGCGUAUGGUCUCGCCCUUGAUGCCCUCACCCACGGAGGUCUCGCUUCUGCCAAUCGAUUCCAGAGCAUCUACUGCAACGAAUAUGCUUCGAAUCAUAAUCUCAACCUCAGCCAGACUCCGAUCACCGCCGAACAGCAGUGCUUGUCCUCGCUCGUCACUGGCCCAACGGCGACUUCGGAGCCCAUGUUGAAGUCCUACGUCUGUCAGCAGGGACAAUCCACCUACUGCUCGAGUUCUUAA
Dacryopinax primogenitus is the source of this 900-nucleotide messenger RNA. RefSeq names its product alpha/beta-hydrolase. The transcript has 6 exons. NCBI's taxonomy places the organism in Eukaryota, Fungi, Basidiomycota, Dacrymycetes, Dacrymycetales, Dacrymycetaceae. The record is from RefSeq and is a predicted model, not a curated record. Bases 1 to 900 code for a protein of 299 amino acids.